AAGGAAGGAUAGAAUUUGGAUGGCUGAGACUGGAUUAUUUCUUGGGAGUAAGCUUCGCAUUGUUCAAUUUUUAGUUCGUUAAUUAGUUAACCGUCUUACAAAGAAGAGGAUGACCACCACUGCUACCACUACUGGCACCUUCUUGCCACCGACGGUAUGCGCUUUACAGAAUCAUCAUUCAUCAAAAUACGCUAACUUAGUGGUAUCUCUGCAUCGCAAUACCUUUGGAUUUCGAUUUGGAAAUACAAGAUUACGGUCAACACCUUCCCAUAGGCGUGUGGUGGUUGCGGUGACUCAAGGAUCAGCAGAGUCCAACAAAUCCGACGAAAAUAUUCCUUCGUGGGCAAAGCCAGAUUCCGAUGAGCCUCCGCCAUGGGCUCGUAAUGAAGCUAGCGCAUCUUCUUCUUUGCAGCAAGGAUUUCAAGUUCCAUUCUUCAUUUACUUGCUUGCCUCUGCUAUAACUGCUAUUGCCGCAGGCAUUUCUAUGGUACAAAUCUGUUCAAGCUGCUAACAAAGAAGCAGAAGAACAAGACAAGAGGGAUGGGUUUUUUUAGUAAAGGAAGAUAUAAAUAGGGGAAUGAGAUGUUUGCGUUAAAUACCAAAGUAAAUGUAAGCAUAAAACUUAAUGCCACCGCCUUUAAACAUAUAAAUUGUAUACAUAUUAUUUGAGUGGUUCUUUGAGUAUAUAUAAAUGUUUUUUUAUUUUUUUCAAAAGUAUUAGGUGUUUAAG
Messenger RNA from Arachis ipaensis, 730 nucleotides. The record is from RefSeq and is a predicted model, not a curated record. Lineage: Eukaryota; Viridiplantae; Streptophyta; Magnoliopsida; Fabales; Fabaceae.